This is a messenger RNA of Cynocephalus volans (Philippine flying lemur), 3831 nucleotides long. RefSeq names its product Fanconi anemia group M protein-like. Bases 1 to 3831 code for a protein of 1276 amino acids. Gene Ontology annotation, molecular function: 3'-5' DNA helicase activity; four-way junction helicase activity; nuclease activity. The record is from RefSeq and is a predicted model, not a curated record. NCBI's taxonomy places the organism in Eukaryota, Metazoa, Chordata, Mammalia, Dermoptera, Cynocephalidae. Gene Ontology annotation, biological process: double-strand break repair via synthesis-dependent strand annealing; interstrand cross-link repair. The transcript is spliced from 12 exons.
AUGACUGGAGUUCAUCAACUCUCUCUCUCUGAGUGGAGAUUGUGGCAAGAUCAUCCUUUUCCUACACAUCGAGUUGACCACUCUGAUCGAUGCCAUCAUUUUAUAAGCAUUAUGCAAAUGAUAGAAGGAAUGAGACACGAAGAGGGAGAAUGCAGCUAUGAAUUGGAAAUUAAAUCUUAUUUACAAAUGGAAGAUGUUAGAUCAACACUUGGUGCUCCCAGGAAUAGAUAUAAUAAUCUUGCCAAUGACACUUUUACUACUCACAAGAAAUCUUCAUUUGAAAAGAAUAUAAAUAAAGACAAUUCACUCUCAAUGACAGAAUCUGAUGAAGAAUGUGAUGAAGUAGACCUACCAAAUGAUAAAAGGAUAUCAGAUACAGGUGAAGUUGCUGCCACAUGUACUAUUAAAGAAAAUGUUGUUGAUCAGCCAUGUGUAUUAUUAACAGAAUGCCAGUUUGAAAAUAAAUCUACUAGUUCAUUUGCUGGAAAUUUUUUAGACUCUGGUUAUAAUAGUUUCAGUGAUGAGAAAUCUGUUUCAUCUAAUUUGUUUCUUCCAUUUGAGGAAGAGCUUUAUAAAACUAGAACAGAUGACCAAUUUUAUAAUUGUCACUCAUUGACAAAAGAGACAUUAGUUAAUGUAGAGAGAUUUUUAUCUCAUUCUCCACCUUCUCUCAGUGGACUCUCAGACUUGGAAUAUGAAAUUGCUAAGGAUUCUACACUUGAGAAUUUGCUUUUCUUAUCCUAUGCAGAGCAUUUACAAAAUGAUAAAUCCACCUGUUUGAUGUCACAUUCAGCUGUGAAUUCUCAACAGAAUUUAGAAUUGAAUUCACUUAAACUUAUUAAUGAUCCUUUUGAAAAAAGUUGCCUUUAUGGUGCAAUUAAUGAUAAGGUUUCUGAUGAGCCAAGCUUCUGUGACUGUGAUGGUAAAGGACAUAAAGUUACUCAAAAUGAAAAUUUAGAACCUGAAGAUCAUGUUCAAGUAUGCAUAGACCCUGUGAAGAAGUUAGUUGAAGAAAAGAGUCAUGAUGUUCAUAACAAUGACCUUGAAGUAUUGUUCACGGAUCAGAAUGAGAGUUUACUAUUAUUUGAAGAUGUUAAUACAGAGUUUAAUAAUAUGAGCCUUUCUCCCUUGAAUAAUAAAUGUAAAUCUUUAUGUGUGUCAGACAAAACUGCUGUAAGUGAAAUGGCUGUGGUCUCUCAGUUCUUAAUUUCUGAUGAACUUUUGUUAGAUAAUAAUUCUGAGCCCCAAGAUGACGACAUCUGUGAUACUAAUAGUCAGAAAUCUCACGAAGAUUUGAGAGGUGUACGUGAGGAAAAACUGACGAGUGAUGAAUAUGUUUUUGAUUGCUCUGGGGAUUUAUUUUCUGUUACCUUUGAUUUAGGAUUUUGUAGUCAGGAUUCUGAUGAUGAAAUAUUAGAACAUGCAUCAGAGACAAAUAACAAUAGACUUCUAGAUGAUCUAUCUGGAAGGUAUUUAGGUAUUAAGGAAAUAAGUGAUGCCAAGUAUGUUUCAUAUCAAACAGCAAUACCAGAAGAUCAUAUUGAAAAUUUUAUGAGUGAAAUCAUUAUCCCAUCAAGUAAAGAUAUGCAGAGCCCAAAUUUUCCUCAUUUUCCACUGAGUACAGCAAAAAUUAAAGAAUUUACAUCUCCUGGUUAUUCUCAGUUUUCUUUGCCAGUAGUAAAAAAAGUUAUGAGUACACCACUUUCUGAAUCAAACACACUGAACUCAUUUUCUAAGAUGAGAGGAGAAAUGCCUAAGACGCCAGAUUCUAAUAAGGAGAAAGUAAAUCUACAGAGUUUCAAAGAAACAUUGAAUUCAACUUUUGAUGAUUCAGGAUUUUCUCUAGAAAAGGCUAAAAGCAGUAAUCAAAUCCAUCUGCAUCAAUCCUGUCAUUCUGCUGAAGAUGAACAAUUAUUAGCAAGUAAUGAAAGUGAAGAUGAUGAGAUUUUCCGAAGAAAACAUAAAAAACCGAAAGGAAAUGUUUUAAAAUCCCCUGAGGAUCAGAAAAAUAGUGAAGUUGAUUCUCCACUUCAUCCUGUCAAAAAGCGCAGGGUUCCUAUGAACAGAUCAGAAUUAUCAUCUAGUGAUGAAAGUGAGAAUUUUCACAAACCAAAUCCUCAAUUAGAAGACUUCAGGAGUUGUAACAAGAAUUCCAGAGAAGGCAUCAAAGUCAAAAAGAGACAGAGUCACCUAAAGCAUGUAGCUAGGAAGUUUUUAGAUGAUGAAGCAGAACUUUCCGAAGAAGAUGCAGAAUGUGUUUCAUCGGAUGAAAAUGAUGAGUCAGAAAAUGAACAAGAUUCCUCAUUACUUGACUUCUUAAAUGAUGAGACUCAACCUUUCCAGGCUAUAAAUGAUUCUGAAAUGAGAGCUAUUUACAUGAAAUCUGUGCAUAGUCCAUUGAUGAGCAAUAAGUACAAAAUGGUCCAUAAGAAACAUGACAACAUAAACAUUUUUUCACAGAUUCCCGAACAAGAUGAAAACUAUUUAGAGGACAGUUUUUGUGUUGAUGAAGAAGAGUCUUGCAAAAGCCAAUCAAGUGAUGAAGUUUGUGUUGAUUUUAACUUAAUAACUGAAGGCUGCUUUGCAAAUGGGAGUAAAAAAUAUAAAACCCGACGUGCAGUAAUGCUAAAGCAAAUGAAGAUGAAACAAAAUUGUGCACAUUCAAAAACGAAAUUUUCCAGAAUUAUUUUACCAGAUGAUUCAAGUGAGGAGGAAGACAAUGUGAAUGAUGAAAAAGAUUCCAAUAUUGGGGUUAACCCAAGCACUGUUAACAAGAACAAACAACAGGACCGUUGUUUGAACUUAAUGCCUUCUGUGUCUGCAUUGCAGCCAAAGGUUCGAUGUAAUCCAAUAGAUAAUCGAUCACCAAAGCAGAGACAACAGACACAAUUUAAUUUAAAGAAUAUGAUUUCUGAAGUCUCAGGCUCCAAACCUCAGAGCCAUAAUAAAGUUGAAACUACCUUACCACCACUAACUACUUUUGAUUCACAGAAAGACUGUAGAAAAUUUCCAGUGCAGCUGAAGGUUGGUAGUGCUCUGGAGGAUUCUAGCACUUCAGCGGCAUACUGUUCCAGUUCACGACCACAUUUGGCUGGGAUGCAUACUUCUCUCAGACUUCCACAGGAAGGAAAAAGAACCUGUGUUCUUGUAGGUAGUCGUGAAAUUGCUUCUGGUUUAGAAGUAAUUUCUUCCCUAAGAAGAAUUCAUGGGUUACAAGUAGAGGUUUGUCCUCUUAAUGGCUGUGAUUACAUAGUGAGUAACCGCAUGGUGGUGGAAAGGAGGUCUCAGUCUGACAUGUUAAAUAGUAUCAAUAAGAACAAGCUCAUUGAGCAGAUCCAGCACCUGCAGAACAUGUUUGAAAGAAUAUGUGUGAUUGUGGAAAAGGACAGAGAAAAAACAGGAGACACAUCAAAGAUGUUCAGGAGAACAAAGAGCUACAACAGCCUGCUGACUACCUUAAUUGGCGCUGGGAUCCGAAUUCUUUUCAGUUCCUGCCAAGAAGAAACUGCAGAUUUGCUAAAGGACUUGUCUUUAGUGGAACAAAGGAAGAAUGUUGGUAUUCAUGUUCCAAUAGUGGAGAAUAGUAGUAAAUGUGAGGCACUUCAGUUUUAUUUAAGUAUUCCCAAUGUAAGUUAUAUAACUGCAUUAAAUAUGUGUCAUCAGUUUUCAUCUGUGAAAAAGAUGGCUAACAGCUCACUUCAAGAAAUCUCCAUGAAUGCACAAGUAACUAUUCAAAAGGCUGAGGAGAUCUAUAAGUACAUUCAUUACGUAUUUGACAUGGAAAUGUUACCACAUGAUCUUAACCAAGAUAGACUGAAAUCUGAUGCAUGA